UUGACGUAACAAUAGUGUGACGUCACAGAACAGCGUCCACUUUCAUGUGGUUCAUUCCGCAUGUUGGUGUCCACGUUAUUAGCUUAAAAUGUCACUUUGCUGUUUCCGACAAGAGCCUUGGGUUACAGUGGGAGAACUACCAUGGUCGGUGGAACUGCGCGAGGAGUUCAAAGCUAUCAGAUGGUGGCUCCAUCUCAUCAGAGAAGUUUGCAUGGAACAGAACAGGUUGAUGUUUCAGACCAACGAUCUGCGAAUCGUCAGCAGACGAAUAUGGAAAGUACACAACGCAGUCAAUGAAGGCGGGGCGGAAGUCUCCAGACAGUUCCUCUGCUGUGACCCCAAUGACCCCAACGUCCACCAAGCCCUCGUCAACGUCCAAAACAGCGUCAUCGCGGUUGCAAAUCGCUACAAACUCCCACGGAUUCUUCCCCCGCCCAUCUUCGUCAAUGGGGUGAUGGUUCGGCCUACCUUUCCCUCGGAGCCAGGGCGGUUCCAGAAGUUCAUCGGUGAUGUCCGCAGUCGAUUCACAUUUGUCACAUCCAAGCCUAAAGACCCGGUGGCUUGUCAGAGAGAAGACCCUCCCUCACCAAACAGCAAAGUCACGCCGGGGGAGGACAAAACAUCACCGUUCAGGCGGUUCCUCCGCAGAGUGAGAAACAUUGGCCGGGAGGGGUCUACUUCUGCACGGUAGAUUCUUCAAAAAUAUUAUGUGAACCGUUUUGUAUAAGCAAAAUGUUCCUAAACAGCAAACUUCAGCCAUAGUGUAUGUUAAACUGAUUUGUAAACAAACUUUUAGUUCUGUUUCAUGGCUUCACUGGCAAUUGUCUGUCGAUCGUGUUGGUAUCUGGCUCAUCGUUCUACCUCACACUAUUCUGCAUCAUCUGCCGGUCUGACGAAGACAUCUAAGCCGUCACAAGUUCGAUAUUUUGAUUAGCCAAAAUUGAACGUGAUUGCCUCUAGAUACGGCCUAGAUAGAAAGGACUUACAUUUGUAACCCUCUUCAAAGUCGGAAUGAAGACAUAAAGUAGCAUAUGCUAU
Haliotis rufescens (red abalone) is the source of this 1038-nucleotide messenger RNA. RefSeq lists its product as uncharacterized. Bases 89 to 691 code for a protein of 200 amino acids. The record is from RefSeq and is a predicted model, not a curated record. The transcript is spliced from 3 exons. NCBI's taxonomy places the organism in Eukaryota, Metazoa, Mollusca, Gastropoda, Lepetellida, Haliotidae.